Molecule: messenger RNA, 2765 nt
Organism: Anguilla anguilla (European eel)
Lineage: Eukaryota; Metazoa; Chordata; Actinopteri; Anguilliformes; Anguillidae
Gene: enpp4
Product: ectonucleotide pyrophosphatase/phosphodiesterase 4
Exons: 4
Coding region: 243-1622 (459 amino acids)
Source: RefSeq, a predicted model, not a curated record
UAGAACGAGCUGUCAAUCAGCUGUGGAGCGUCACUCAAGAGUCGAAGUUGAGGAAGGCUGAAGUAGCUUGCGUAACUUUUUGUUUUACACCAGCGCGCUACAAGCAACAAACCCUCUAUAUGUAAUGUAUUAGCUGCAUUAUAUGGGAGUAAAGUACGUGUGUCAGGUCGUAGCGUCGUAAGCGUCACGUGUGGAGAGUCAAGAGGGGUGACCUGCACGGAGUCCUGCCCACCUGUUGGAGGAUGUUCCGCGGCAGCCUGCUGCUGUUCUUCCUGGCGGGCGGCGCGGCGCUGGUCGCUAGCGAACACGGGGGAAACGGCACGGCAGGCCCCGCCCCCUUGCUGCUCGUGUCCUUCGACGGGUUCCGGGCGGACUACCUGCAGAAGUACGACUUCCCCAACCUGCAGAGGUUCUUCUUCUCGGAGGGGGUGCUGGUGAAGGAGGUCACCAACGUCUUCAUCACCAAGACCUUCCCCAAUCACUACAGCCUGGUGACGGGCCUUUAUGCAGAGAGCCACGGCAUUCUCGCCAGCAACAUGCACGACGCCGCCACCGGCAAGAACUUCUCCGUCGCCGACGACCGCGACCCCUUCUGGUGGAACCAGGCCACGCCCAUCUGGGUCACGGCGCAGGAGGCGGGGCUCGAGACGGCCGCCGCCAUGUGGCCCGGGACGGACAUCGCCAUCCAGAACCGCACCGCCACCCACUUCCUGCGCUACGACCCCCGCGUGACCUUCCGUGAGCGCGUGGCCAACGUGACUGGCUGGCUGGAGCGGGACGAGGCCGUCCGAUUCGCCGCCCUGUACUGGGAGGAGCCGGACCGCUCCGGCCACCGCUACGGGCCGGACAACACCACCGAGAUGGGGCGUGUCCUCAAGGAGGUGGACGAUCUGAUUGGCCUGCUGGUGGAGCAGCUCAACAGCUCGGGACUGUGGGGGCGGAUCAACAUCAUCCUGACCAGCGACCACGGCAUGGCCCAGUGCUCCCAGGACCGGCUCAUCCGAUUGGACGGCUGUCUGCACCCCGAGAAUUACACGGUGGUGGACCUGACGCCCGUGGGGGCCAUCAUCCCACUGGGUGACCCUGCACUGGUUUUCAAGGCCCUGAGCAAAUGCCACCCCAACAUGAAGGCCUACAUGAAGAAGGACAUUCCUGAUAGGCUGCAUUACAAGAACAACGAGAGGGUUCAGCCAAUCAUGCUGGUCGCAGACGAGGGGUGGACCAUCGUCCAGCACGGGAACCUCUCCCGACUUGGUGACCACGGAUACGACAACUCCCUUCCCAGCAUGCACCCCUUCCUGGCGGCGCGGGGCCCGGCGUUCGGGCACGGGCUGCAGGUCGCGGGGCUGAGCAGCGUGGACGUGUACCCGCUCAUGUGCCGGCUCCUGGGGCUGCAGGAGAGGCCGAACAACGGCAGCCUUGCCCGGGCCCGGUGCCUCCUGGCUGGGGAGUCCUGCUCGAGCCUGGCCCCGGUGCUGGGGCUGGUGGUGGGCGUCCUCCUGCUCCUCUCCACCUUCACCGGCCUCUUCAUCUUCCUCAAGAACAAGGUCCCGUCCAGGUCCCGCCCCUUCUCCCGCCUGGAGCUGCAGGAAGACGACGACGACGACCCUCUGAUUGAUUGAAAAAGGGGGCUAGGGGGGAGGAGCCUGGAUUUGCCCCGUUGGACAAUCGACAGGAGGGGGUGGUUGUCACCAUCUUCUCCGCACACGUUGAAUGAAAACGUUUUUUUUUUUUCUUCUCGAAAAAACCAAUCAGAUAAGGGCAUGGCAAUUUGCAGGAAAUAAAGAGCUCAGCACCAUAUUUACACUGUAGGCCUUAAUGUUAGGUCCGACCAGGCACGGGAAGAUGUAUACCUGGGUUUACUUGAAUUGAUUGAUAUCACCAUGGCAACGAUGAACAGGAGACAGGGAGCGUAAACGAAGCGUCGCGGCGUCUUCCUGCCACAAGGGAAACCAGACCGAAUAGGGAAGCGAAAGUGACACUUUAUGGCGCCUUGACUCUUCUGGGUACGGCUUGUUAUUUAGACUCCAGUUACAGGUCGGCGGUGAUAUUUACUCUGUGCGGCUACUGACGGGCGUGUUGUGUUGGCAUGCAGACUGCACGAUUAGACGUGUGGCACAGUCCAUAGGACGGCCAGCUCUCGAACCUCAUAUAUCCCCCCACCACCCCCCUCGGCUGCGGGUUCGAUUCCCCCAACAUGGCACUGCGAUCUCUCCUCUGUCUGUUACACUGUCUGCUGUAUGAAGCAAAACGUAAGAAAGGAGGGCUGACUGUUUGCUCUCAUUUUAAAAAAAGAGAGGAAAGGAUUUGUCUUUGUAAAAUUUCCUUGUGUUUAUUUGUUGAAAAGUGGGGGGGGGAAUUGUUAAUUUAAGUUUUAUUCACUUAAAUGUGGGUUAAUUAUUGUUUGAUUCUCAUUUUCAAAGGUCUUACUUGUUAGUGUGCAAUCUUGGUCAAACUCAAAUCUAUGCAAAGAAUGAUAUUUUUCUAAGGGUUAAGGUUAGAAUCGUUUUAAAUGCACCGAAGGGCUUGUCAUGUUUUGGUUGAUGUGUCGUUUUUUUUUGUUUGUUUAAAUGUGACUCAUCCUUGCCUUUCUGUCUGUUUGAAUUAUCAUCUUACUAGUCGUGGAUUUAUUUAUUUGCUUUGAGGUAGCGUUACGGGUACGUUUCUUGUGUCGUUGUAUAAAUUAAGACUUUUUACGUAGUGGGGAGUGUUUAAAAUCGUCGUAUGUUUGACAUUGUGAAAUAAAGGAGGUUUUUUCUCGUUAA